Messenger RNA from Leptopilina heterotoma, 501 nucleotides. RefSeq lists its product as uncharacterized. The transcript is spliced from 3 exons. The record is from RefSeq and is a predicted model, not a curated record. The coding region runs from base 79 to 447 and encodes 122 amino acids. Gene Ontology annotation, molecular function: DNA binding. Gene Ontology annotation, biological process: negative regulation of DNA-templated transcription. Lineage: Eukaryota; Metazoa; Arthropoda; Insecta; Hymenoptera; Figitidae.
UAGAAAUGCUGCCUUGAAUUUGAGACAACUAGAAAAUAGACGACCCUUAAGCAAGUUCUUCUCCAGCAGUCUGCAACAAUGCGCGAAAAUGCUGUCAAUAAUGAAAUGAUUAAUAUUGGUCAAAGCAUUGGCGAAAACAUUGGUGUCCACAUCGAUACAUGGGAAGUGAUUAUAAGAAAAGGCGAUUCAAUAUUUGUUAGAGAAUUAAUGGAAAUUCUAUGGGGAAGAAAAUCUCUUAAACUUAAAUGUCUUGAUGAAAAAAGAGCAAAUAAAGGAAAGUUUAGAGACCGAACAGCUUUGGAACCGGAAAAAAAAGCUUUGAUCAAAGAUCUACUGUAUGAAAAAAUUACACAGGCCGAUGUAACGGGCUACGCACGGAAAAUGAGAAUGUCCAAAUUAUCAAGAUACAUGAGUCUUAAACUGUCCGACGUUCUCAACAAAAUUUAAGAUCAUGAAUUAAAUUCAUGAUUAAAUCAAUUAAAUUAAAUCAAUUAAAUUCAU